This is a messenger RNA of Anopheles merus, 800 nucleotides long. Its product is annotated as cuticle protein 19-like. The record is from RefSeq and is a predicted model, not a curated record. Bases 86 to 670 code for a protein of 194 amino acids. The transcript has 2 exons. Gene Ontology annotation, cellular component: extracellular matrix. NCBI's taxonomy places the organism in Eukaryota, Metazoa, Arthropoda, Insecta, Diptera, Culicidae.
GAUCGAACAAUAGACAGCCCAAAACUUUCGGGUACAGCGUGUGUUCAGUGUUGCAGUGCUUUAGUGUUUCGUGUGGUGAAGAACAAUGUUCCGAUUUGUGAGCUGCUUUGCCCUGGUGGCCAUUGCGACCGCUGCCUAUACCGGUAGCGGCCAUUACAGCUCGAAGUAUGCCGCUAGAAAGUUUUACCAUCAUGGUGCCGCAGACGAACCGGCAAAGGCGGCACCGGCGGAAGACCAUCACCACGAGUCGUCGCACCAUCACGAGGAGCAGGAUCAUUUCGUUGAUUACUACGCACCGACCAACUACAAGUUUGAGUACGGUGUAAAGGAUCCGCACACCGGUGACCACAAGACGCACUGGGAGGAACGCGAUGGUGAUGUGGUGAAGGGUGCCUAUACUGUGCUGGAUGCUGAUGGUAGCUCGCGUUUAGUCGAGUACACCGCCGAUCCUCACCAUGGAUUCAACGCGGUAGUUAAGAGGAUCGAACACUCGCCCAUCCCGAAAAAGGAACACCAUCAUGUGGCGCCGGCACAUGAGGAGCAGCAAGAAGAACAUCACCAUCAUCAUCAUCAUCAGCAGGAGGAUGAGCAUGUGGAAUACAAGCAUGCGAACCAUCAGUACCACCAGCAGCCGGAACAUCAUGGGUAUGGUUAUGGCAAGGGCUACUAGGAGGGAAAGUUCUUCAAUCACUGCAGCAUCCUGAACCCUGUGUACCUGAAGAAAAGGGGGUUGUAGUUUGUUUGUAAGCGAAAGUUGUACACUAUAUUUGUACUGGUUUCUAAAUACACCCAAAGACUGU